AUGCUUUGUGCGGCGCUCGCGGGAUCCAUCGCACGGGUUAUUAGCCAUCCCUUGGAGACCAUCAAAACGGUCGCGUUUACGGGCUUUGCGGGGAACGGGCCGACCCCUACCGGGCAGGGCGGGAUUCCUCACGCGGCCACCCCCUUCCCACCGCAUUCGCGUGCGACGCCUCUCCCUCGCGUUACUUUUUUCUCCUCGGCAAAGGAUAUUUGGCGGCGGGAGGGGGUCGCGGGGUUUUAUCGCGGCGUCGGCAUCUCCGCGAUCGGGGCGGCCCCCGCGAUGGGGUUGUAUUUAUCUAGCUACGACUGGUGCAGCGCGCGGUGGCGGGCGCUGGGGGAGAGGCCCGCUCCUUCUUCUUCUUCUUCGGACGUCGUUUGGAGCCCCUGGGAGCGGGCGAUUCGCACCGUCGCGGCGAAUACCCCCUCCGCGGUCACCUCCCUCACCUGUGGGUUUCUCGCGGAGGCGGCGAGCUGCGUCGUGUGGGUGCCCAUGGACGUCUCAAAGGAGCGUUUGCAAUCGCAACCCCCAAGUCUAGAGGGGCGGUAUCGAAAUAGCUGGGACGCGCUCCGGACGAUUGCCCGCUAUGAAGGGGUGUAUGGGCUUUAUCGCGGGUAUGGCUCGACGUUGUGGAGCUUUGGUCCAUUUUCCGCGGUUUACUUUUUCAGCUAUGAGAUUUUUAGUGAUCUUUUGACGAAGCUCUGCUACACGAAUGGCGCCCCGACGCAUCUGGAUAAUGAUCCUAACAACACCGAUCAAAGAACGCGUAUCCUCAUCGCGCUUGGCGCCGGAGCGGGGGGCAACAUUAUGGCUUCUUUAACAACCAACCCCCUCGAGUUCGUCAAGACACGUUUGCAGGUGCAAAGGGCGAUUUUAAAAGGCAACAAGAGUCCCUAUUAUAAGUAUCAAUAUCGUGGUCUUUAUGAUGGUUUGGUGACGGCUAUCAAGGAGGAGGGGGUGCGAGGACUUUGGAGGGGGGUGGGAUGCCGGAUGGCGCAUGCAGCACCCAACGCCGCCUUGGCCAUGGCAUUUUAUGAAUACUUUAAGGUAAAAAUGGGAAAAGCCUAA
Phytomonas sp. EM1 is the source of this 1065-nucleotide messenger RNA. The record is from the annotation of a GenBank genome assembly. Lineage: Eukaryota; Euglenozoa; Kinetoplastea; Trypanosomatida; Trypanosomatidae.